Messenger RNA from Oppia nitens, 1372 nucleotides. RefSeq names its product zinc finger protein 143-like. Bases 143 to 1372 code for a protein of 409 amino acids. Lineage: Eukaryota; Metazoa; Arthropoda; Arachnida; Sarcoptiformes; Oppiidae. Gene Ontology annotation, biological process: regulation of transcription by RNA polymerase II. The transcript is spliced from 5 exons. Gene Ontology annotation, molecular function: RNA polymerase II cis-regulatory region sequence-specific DNA binding; DNA-binding transcription factor activity, RNA polymerase II-specific. The record is from RefSeq and is a predicted model, not a curated record. Gene Ontology annotation, cellular component: nucleus.
UGUUUGUUUAUAUAUGACAUCACUUUUGCGGCCAAAACASUGUACAUACGGUAACUCAUAAACAACUGGUGACCACCAAAACCAUCCGCUCUGCUGGCCAUGGAGUUGAUGUUCAGCAAYGACAACGAAAACAACAACACCAAUGCCAUCAUCACCAAUGAAUCAACAUCAUCAACAGCUGAUCCAUGAAAAUCAGUCCAUCAAAGAKCUGUUGACCCGUUACGAGCUUAAGAUCAGRCAUCUGGAGGCCAUCAAAGACAGGGCGACUGUUGUCUUAAGRCAAUGUGUCUGCGAGGCCAACAACGGCGGCCCGCGUGACCAAUUGGGCGAACUGAUAGACACGUAUGUCGCCGCCGCCGCCGCUGAUGAUGAUGAAUGGCCACAACUAGUAACGACAUCCGAUGAGACGGCGGCCGACGUAGUGGACGUAAAGUUAGUGUCAAUCGAUGACCAGAUAGUGGUCGCAGACGGUAAUGGUGAUAGUGGUUGUAAUAGUGGCCAUCGUCAACACAUACAGUCGCCGGCAAAUGUGUCCAAAAGACGCCGCAAAUGUAAAGUAUUAAACAAUARUCARACAGAAGAAGAUGGCAAAAGCUGGUCGUGCGAGUGGUUGGGCUGUCAUUACAGGUGYGAUAGCAAACAUAAACUGUCGGCUCAUCACAGGUUUCAUCACAACAACAACAACAACAACAAGAAGACCACCAGUGGCUCAAAAGCCAGUGACGAGUCAACAGUGGCCGCCGUUGUUGCCGAUAAUCGUAAGCGUCGGUCRUCGAAACGGGUCUGGGAUUGUAUGCGUUACCGAUGCAAUUGGCCGGGCUGUGAACGGGCGUUUCCCACCAAUAAUAAGUUGUCGACACAUCUGCGCGUUCACACCGGUGAGAGGCCGUACGUUUGCCAGUGGCCCGACUGUCAUAAAAGUUUUCACAUAAAGGGUUCACUAAAACUWCACACAAAUCUUCAUCUAAAUCUCAAGUCGUUUCACUGUCAUUAUGACGAUUGCGAUGAUUCGUUUACUCGAGUGGAACAACUGGACAAACAUGUCUACGAAGUGCACACCGGUAUUAUGCCGUACCUGUGCCAGUGGCCCGGCUGUGGCUAUCAGACGUGUUAUAGACAGAGAUUGCAUUUACAUAAACGCAAACAUACCGGUGAAAAGCCAUACCGGUGCGAAUGGGAUGGUUGUGAGUCUAGCUUUACCGAAGCCCAUCAUUUGAAGGCACACGAACGUAAACAUACGGGCGAACGGCCCUACGGGUGCGAGUGGCCGGGCUGUGAACGGCGCUACAAGAAUCGGCAGGCAAUGAGAUUUCAUAUGGAAAGAGUACACAACAAACUGGAAUCGCUGAUCCAGGAGGACAUCGAUGACUGA